This is a messenger RNA of Lotus japonicus, 945 nucleotides long. RefSeq lists its product as uncharacterized. The coding region runs from base 117 to 557 and encodes 146 amino acids. The record is from RefSeq and is a predicted model, not a curated record. Lineage: Eukaryota; Viridiplantae; Streptophyta; Magnoliopsida; Fabales; Fabaceae. The transcript is spliced from 2 exons.
GUGGCUAUAGAGCCGUUGCUGCAUUACUCGGACUACCAUCAGGUGAGGAAAGUUGGUCAUGGGUUAGGGCAGCGUUGAUAGAAGAACUUGAACGACACAGAGGGUUGUAUGAUGAAAUGUGGUCCAGACAUGUGGUUAAUGCCUUACAUUCCCGACUCACUCUUCCUCCUGGUGAUCCGGCUACCGAGGAUAAAUGGAUGCAACUGCCAGAGAUGGGAUACCUUGUAGCAACCAGGUUCCAAGUGGUUUUCAUAUCCAUCUCCUCUACGGGUUGUUGGUCAUACCUUCCACUAAGAGGAGAAGGUCCACCGGAUGUACAUCCUGUUAUAGCUGUUGGUCAUGUGAUUAAUCACUUUGUACAGCUCCAUCUAACUCCUGGACAUUCUAUGCCGCCAAUUGCUCUCCAGUGGGAACGGUAUGUUGAUCCUACAUCAGUAAGCUGGUGCGCCCCAUAUGGUACACGUUUAGGAAGAUUCACAUCAGAAUAUGAAGCUUGGCUUGUUACUUUUGGUGUUCCUCUUAUUCACCAAAGCUAUGUAGACAUCACCUCAGAUUGACACCACACUUUUGUGUGAUAUUCAUUUGUAAACGCUCUGUAAUAUUAAUCUGAUGGGCCUUGCCUUUAUGAUGUUCAUUUGUUGCUUUUAAUAAUAUUAAUUUGAUGGUCAUUGUUAUAUUGAUGGGCCUUAUUAUUUUGAAUCAGCAUCAGGGAUAAUUAACAUAGACAACCACUCUGUCAUCAGAGUCCUGUCAUUUUCAUCCACCCCAUCAUCAGAGUCCUGUCAUUUACAACCACCCCAUCAUCAGAGUCCUGUCAUUUCCAACCACCCCAUCAUCAGAGUCUUGUCAUUUUCAUCCACUAAAUGACGAACUUGAAACCUGACAUUACUAUCUACCACCAACCAACCCCAACCACACUUGUAUUAUCCACCAAACACCAUAAAU